Setaria italica (foxtail millet) is the source of this 1825-nucleotide messenger RNA. RefSeq names its product UDP-galactose/UDP-glucose transporter 5B. Gene Ontology annotation, cellular component: Golgi membrane; endoplasmic reticulum membrane. The record is from RefSeq and is a predicted model, not a curated record. The transcript has 11 exons. Gene Ontology annotation, biological process: transmembrane transport. Bases 372 to 1451 code for a protein of 359 amino acids. NCBI's taxonomy places the organism in Eukaryota, Viridiplantae, Streptophyta, Magnoliopsida, Poales, Poaceae. Gene Ontology annotation, molecular function: 3'-phosphoadenosine 5'-phosphosulfate transmembrane transporter activity.
CAUCCAACCAGCUUAGCUCUUAAUCUAAGCCCAGGCCUGCCUUUCUGCUUCUGCUCCUGCACGGCGUUGCUGCCGUUGCACGGGGAGGGACGGGAGCCCGGAGGCCGUACGAUCGAGCCCGCAAAGCGGCCGUACGCGCGGCGCACGCCUCUGUCGCGCUCCGCCCUGCCUUUCCACGCCCGCCGUGGAGGAGGCGAGCCAGCCAGCCCAGCCGCUCCCCCUUUUUCCAUCUUCCCCCGGCCCUGCCGCGCGGGGCCCACUCCGCCGCGCGUGCGCCAGCCGAGCCCGCCCCGAGCUCUGCGCCGUCGCCAUCGCCCGCCGUUGCCGUUUCGAUUCACUUGUUCGGUUCGGAGCAGAGGCGGGGGCCAUCUAUGGCGGACGCGGCGGGGGUGGCGGCGGCGGCGCCAGGGCUGCCCGUGGCGGCGGGGAGGGACAGGGACAAGGAUGACCGCCGCCGCUGGGCGUCCCGCUGCGGCUUCGCCGUCCUCGGGAUCAUGAGCACGCUCCUCGUCUACGGCGUCCUCCAGGAAAAGAUCAUGAGAAUUCCCUAUGGAGUAGAGAAGGAGUUCUUCAGAUACUCACUUUUUCUUGUUUUUUGUAACCGCAUUACCACAUCCAUGGUGUCUGCAAUGGUGUUACUGGCAAGUAAGAAAUCCUUGGAUCCUGUGGCUCCAUUACAUAAAUAUGGUGUUGUCUCCAUAUCAAAUAUACUGACCACGACCUGCCAGUAUGAGGCCCUCAAGUAUGUCAGUUUCCCUGUCCAAACGCUUGCCAAAUGUGCGAAGAUGAUACCUGUCAUGAUCUGGGGCACAAUAAUAAUGAGAAAGAAGUAUGGUGGAAAAGAUUACUUCUUUGCUGUCAUCGUAACCCUGGGUUGCUCAUUGUUCAUUCUAUACCCGGCCUCGAUGGAUGUCAGUCCAUUCAACAAAGGCAGAGAAAGCACUAUUUGGGGUGUUUCACUCAUGCUUGGUUAUCUUGGUUUUGAUGGUUUCACAAGCACGUUCCAAGAUAAACUCUUCAAAGGGUAUGACAUGGAAAUACACAACCAAAUAUUCUACACGACAAUGUGCUCCUGUGUUCUUAGUUUAAGUGGGCUGAUUCUCCAGAAUCAUCUGAUUCCAGCUGUGGACUUUAUGUUUCGUCAUCCAGAUUGCUUCUCUGACGUCGUAAUCCUAUCCAGUGUUGCAACAGCUAGUCAGUUCUUCAUAUCCUACACCAUUCGAACAUUUGGAGCUCUCACAUUUGCUACUAUAAUGACAACUAGACAGCUGGUGAGCAUAUUGCUGUCAUGUGUCUGGUUUGUGCAUCCUCUCAGCUGGAUGCAGUGGGUUGGCGCAGCGAUUGUAUUUGGAGCUCUGUACACAAGGAGCUUCUUCAGAAGCAAACCGCAGAAGCCAGCGGUUGCAAGCCCACCACGCGGUUCUAGCCCGAAUCCUCCUAACAACAGUUGACAAAAUAACAUAGAAAAAAUUGACUUGUUGCUGUACCGGAACGAAGUCUGUGUCCGAGAUCAACGGCGUCAUGACAAGUUAACUGGGAAGAUAAAUUCCAGAUCUAGUUGUGUUACUACUCCCGGACCUGUAGGAGAUGAAGGUGGUCCUAUAGUGUUAGUUUAGCAUCAUCCAGAGAAAAAUUGUUCAGGCAGCCCAGCCUGGAUUAAGUGAGCUGGGCUUCCAAUUUUGUAGCUCAGCCAUUCUCCAUUGACAUGUAUCGCAAUAGUUUCCAUGACAAAAUGUAUUGUUAGUCCGUAGAAAAUUUUAUACCCGCAGCAUAAGCAUUGUGUAUAUUAAUCUAUCUUUAUUUGUGAGAAAAUGCUAUUUAUACA